AUGGAAACAGAUUAUAGUCACAUGGAGCUUAGCAAUAACACAGAAAUUGGAGAUUCUGAAUUUCAAGAUUUUGAAAGAACAGAUGUAAAAGACAUGAGAUUAGAAGCUGAAGCUGUUGUGAAUGAUGUUCUUUUUGCAGUUAGCAACAUGUUUGUCUCCAAAAGCCUGCCUUGUUCAGAUGAUGUUGCGUAUAUCAAUGUGGAAACAAGAGAAAGGAACAGAUACUGCCUGGAACUCUCAGAAGCAGGGCUUAGGGUGGUGGGUUAUGCUUUUGACCAUGUGGAUGAUAACAUACAAACUCCCUACCAUGAAACAGUAUACUCUUUGUUGGAUACCCUUAGUCCAGCAUACCGAGAAGCAUUUGGAAACGCACUCCUAAGAAGACUGGAAGCUUUGAAACAAGAUGGACAGUCAUAAUUUGCUCAACAUUAUAAACUUAUCUGUUAGGCUUGCUGCUGGAAACUUUUAAAAUUUAAAACCUAGAUUCUUGCUAAUGAAUAUGAUAUAGAGUCAUUUUUCUUUUGUUUUUCAGCAUUACUGCUUGCUUCAGAUAUAAACUUCUCAAGCAGUAUUAAUAAUAAACUAUUCUUGUUACUUCGCUUCCA
Messenger RNA from Gracilinanus agilis (Agile Gracile Mouse Opossum), 605 nucleotides. Its product is annotated as GSK3B-interacting protein-like. The transcript has a single exon. Gene Ontology annotation, cellular component: cytoplasm. Gene Ontology annotation, molecular function: protein kinase A binding; kinase regulator activity. Bases 1 to 417 code for a protein of 138 amino acids. The record is from RefSeq and is a predicted model, not a curated record. NCBI's taxonomy places the organism in Eukaryota, Metazoa, Chordata, Mammalia, Didelphimorphia, Didelphidae. Gene Ontology annotation, biological process: regulation of canonical Wnt signaling pathway.